UCCGGUGUCGUGGCGCUCGCGUAUACAGAACAGUUUCACACAUCAAACAGAUAAUCAACGGAUAAACAUCAGAAACAUGAUUUCAUUAUCAGACUCGCAAAAGAUUGGGAUGGGCUUGACGGGCUUCGGUGUGUUCUUCCUCUUCUUUGGGAUGAUUCUGUUCUUUGAUAAAGCUCUCUUGGCCAUUGGAAAUAUAUUGUUUGUUGCAGGUCUGUCUUUUGUUAUCGGACUGGAACGGACAUUUCGGUUCUUUUUCCAGCGGCAUAAAAUGAAAGCCACUGGUUUUUUUCUGGGAGGAGUGUUUGUGGUGCUCAUCGGAUGGCCCAUCAUAGGUGUUGUGCUGGAGGUCUAUGGAUUUUUCCUCCUUUUCAGGGGUUUUUUCCCAGUAGCCGUUGGCUUCAUCAGACGAGUGCCUAUACUUGGAUCUUUACUGAAUCUUCCGGGUAUUAAAGGGUUAGUGGACAAAGUUGGCGAGAGCAACGCGAUGGUAUAACGGUUACUGGCUUCUGUUUUUAGUUUUCUAUGAUUGUCUCAUAUUUAUAUUUGUAAAAGGCGUCUCUGGCUUGCG
Messenger RNA from Triplophysa rosa, 568 nucleotides. RefSeq names its product golgi transport 1Bb (gene golt1bb). Lineage: Eukaryota; Metazoa; Chordata; Actinopteri; Cypriniformes; Nemacheilidae. Gene Ontology annotation, cellular component: membrane; endoplasmic reticulum. The coding region runs from base 77 to 493 and encodes 138 amino acids. The transcript is spliced from 5 exons. The record is from RefSeq and is a predicted model, not a curated record. Gene Ontology annotation, biological process: endoplasmic reticulum to Golgi vesicle-mediated transport; retrograde transport, endosome to Golgi.